AUGUCAACCAGCGAUCCAGCUGAAGAAGCAGGCCAAGAGAUUACUUAUAAGGAACUCCUGGCCGAACUUGAAGAAGAAUUCACUGACGAAAGCUUCAUCCCAGACCAAAGAUCCAUAAUCACCAAUGAGAGUGUAUUUGAACUUGAGCAAGAAGAAAUUGAUGUUUUGAAGACUCUUGAGUAUGCCAGACUUUCUGAAAUUUAUAACCCAAGUCGCACCAGCUUCUUUGGGGAGAUCUCUCCUGAGGUGAUCCAGCAAGGCUGACUCUGAAAUUCAUACUUCCUGUCAGCCGUCAGUGCUCUGGCAGAGAACCCAGAGAGAAUUAGGAAAUGCUUCAUAUCUCAAGAUUGGAACAGAGUUGGCUGUUAUGCCACAGAAAUGUAUUUGAAUGGAGAAAGGACUGAGAUUAUCAUUGAUGAUUUCAUCCCUGUCUAUGAAAACUCUAAAGAUAUUGCCUUCUCUAGAUCCACCACAGACAGUAUAUGGGUCCAGCUUCUUGAGAAAGCAUGGGCAAAAGCAAAUGGAGGAUAUGACAAAAUUGUAUUUGGGCUUUCAAGUGAGGUACUCAAAGCAAUCACAGGAGCCCCUGUAUUCACCUUAGACCAUGACAACUGUAAAACAGAGGAUGUAUGGAAGAAUCUCAAGGAUGGCAUUAGGAAUGGCUACGCAAUGCUUUGUAGCUUAGAUACUGAGAAGUAUAAUUUUGAUGAUCAAAGCAGCAUCAGCAACUUCUCCUACAAUGUGAUUGGAACCUAUAAGAUCAAUACAAGCAAUGGGAACGUUAAGCUGAUCAAGAUAAGAAACCCUUGGAAAAAUUUUGAUUGGGAAGGAGAUUGGUCUGAUGAAUCCGACCUCUGGACAAGCGAAAUUAAAGAAGAAGCUGAAUAUGAAUCUAGUGAAAAUGGAAUAUUCUACAUGACUUUGGAAGAUUACCUUGAAUCUUUCGUCGCAAGUGUCAUCUGCAAAAUCCAUGAUGAUUAUGAAUACACCAGAUUUGAGGUGAAGCAAGAUAUUGGAAGCCAUUCUGUACUCAAGCUUCAAGUGGUUCAGGAUUCAAAAAUUUUCUUAAAUCUUUCUCAGCUAGCUUAUAGAAUUGUUCCUAAGGAGUAUGGGUACAAGCCUUAUAAUGCUAAAAUGGUUCUUGCAAGGCUUGAGAAAGACAACAAGGACUUCCCAUUAGAAUAUAUUGACGCCAUUGUAGAUGAAAAGGAUGAAAUAGCAAUUGAAGCAGAUCUGAUAGCAGGUGAAUAUUACCUAUAUUGAGAAAUUGACUGGGAUGAAAACAGGCCUCAUGAUUCAUUUAUUGUUUCAUUCUAUGGUCCUCAUUUAGCUAAUCUGUAUGAAAAAUAACUACCCUAGUUUCUUGGAGAAGGCACUAGCAUCUUGAGCAAUGCUUAAAUCCCAGAGGCAUUAUUAUUAUGACCACAAGCAAGAGAAUUCAUUCAGAUGCAUGAGUGUGACAGAUUCAAAAUGAGAAUAUGGUUUCUUGUUCUACUAUAAUGACUCUAAGGAUGCUGUCCUAGAGGAGAAGAUCAACUUCUCUAGACUUGAUAACCUCGAAUUAGCAGAUCCCUACAGCGGAACAGCAGCUAAAAUUAAGGUUAGUGCAGGAAAAUCUAAAAUUGUAAUUCUAAGAAGGACUGAUAGAUACUGCAAAUACGAAGUUGAGUACAAAACCAGAUUCUCUUUUGGAGAAAAGAAGUAUCUCGAAGAAAUUUAUGAUAAAGGAAAGAAAAUCCAAGUCACUUACAACAAAGAGCCUUUUGAUAUUUUCAUCUAUACGAUGUAUGGAGGAAGUGACUUCUAUUUCUUGAUGGAGAACCACACUGAAGAUAAGCUUUGUAAAGCAAAGUUCAAGCUUGAUUUGAGAAAUAUGCACGAUAUUGACAAUCCAAGCAGUAAAUCAUGGGUUAUUGAUAUUUAUCCUGGAGCUAAAAUAGUCAAGAAGCUAUCGACAACAGAUUCUUCAAAGAAGAGCGGGGUUAAGUAUUCUUAUGCGUUCAGAGUUGAAGAAGUUCUAAACGAUGAAGAACUUAUCAUAGAUAAGGUAAAACAGAAGGGUAAGAUGAAGCAGAUUCAAUAUAACAAUGAAGAGUAUAAUAUUUACUUCUACUCCUCAUUUUUCCAAAAGAAGUUCUACUUCCUUUAUGAGAACAAUGAGAGUGAUAAAGUGUUUGAAGGAAACUACAAGUUCACAAAGACAAACUUGAAGAUAGUAGGAGAUGAGGAUUCAGACUCCAUUAAAGUUCUUCUCCAACCUGGAGAAGUAGCCUUGAAAGUUUUAGUCCCCAUUGAUCCUGACCAAGAGUGUACGAUCUCUUACAAAUACACUUAUGUAGUUCAAGAUCUCUAAACACUGACGUCAAGCAUGGAAUCAUAGAUAGAAUUAACAUCAAUAAAUAUAGUUCA
Messenger RNA from Moneuplotes crassus, 2409 nucleotides. Lineage: Eukaryota; Ciliophora; Spirotrichea; Euplotida; Euplotidae. The record is from the annotation of a GenBank genome assembly.